Suncus etruscus (white-toothed pygmy shrew) is the source of this 669-nucleotide messenger RNA. It is a transcript of the gene DLX4, whose product is annotated as distal-less homeobox 4. Lineage: Eukaryota; Metazoa; Chordata; Mammalia; Eulipotyphla; Soricidae. Gene Ontology annotation, biological process: cell differentiation; negative regulation of transcription by RNA polymerase II; embryo development. The transcript is spliced from 3 exons. The coding region runs from base 1 to 669 and encodes 222 amino acids. Gene Ontology annotation, molecular function: RNA polymerase II cis-regulatory region sequence-specific DNA binding; DNA-binding transcription factor activity, RNA polymerase II-specific. The record is from RefSeq and is a predicted model, not a curated record.
AUGACCUCCUUGCCCUGUCCCCUCUCCGGCCGGGAUGUCUCCAAAACCAUCUUCCCGGACAUCGCCCCCGUCCCAUCAACAGUAGUGGCUGCCUACCCGCUUGGCCUGUCUCCCGCCACCGCAGCCGCCUCCGAUCUGCCUUACUCUGGGGCCUAUGGGCAUCUCCUGCCCUAUCCUUACCCCGGGUUGGCGACCCCCGGAGUCUCCUACCUGCCCCGCCAGCAACCCGGGACGCCCUCCCAGCAGGAGCGCAAGGCAGACUCGGAGAAACCACCGCUGAGCCCAGAGCACCCCCAGGUGCCUCUGCAGACUCAGACCAAGAAGCUACGGAAGCCCAGGACCAUCUACUCAAGCCUGCAGUUACAGCACCUCAACCAGCGUUUCCAGCACACGCAGUACCUGGCGCUGCCCGAGAGGGCCCAGCUGGCCGCACAACUUGGCCUUACCCAGACCCAGGUCAAGAUCUGGUUUCAAAACAAACGGUCCAAAUACAAGAAACUCCUGAAGCAGAACUCCAUGGGGCAAGAAGGGGCCUCCUCCCUCUGGGAUCUCCCCAGGGCAGGCAACCUGCCCACAGCCUAUGACAAUUGUACUUUCCAUGGCAGCAAUUUUGGGGUCUGGUAUCAGCAGCCCUCCAUAGAAGUUCUGGCUCCGCCCCAGAUGAUGUAA